CGCAGUCGCAGUACGUCGCAGUCAGUCGCAGUGGUAACACGAGCGAGAGGGUAGUUGCACGCGCCUGCCUUCGAAAGGAAAGAUCGCGGUAAGGGGGAGAGAGCAAGAGAGAACGCAAGUGAGCGGGCAAGAUAAAGAGAGAAAAAAGGAACGAAAGAGAGAGCGCGGCGCCCCUUGCCACCGUUUUCAGUGCUUCAGUCGCGCGACGACGCUCUCGGACGCUUUAGUCAGUCGGUCGGUGACGCACCUCCCAAACGUGAUACACGCGCCGUUACGUUACGUUACGUUAGGUCGUUCCGUCGAAGGGGAGAACGAGAGCGAACGAAACGGGGAGAGAAACGCCGAAAGGAGUAGACGAACGAACGAAAUAAUAUUGUAUCGGUAAAAAACAGAUACGCGAACAAAAAAGAAAUAAAAAAAGAAACACGAACAUCGCGAGCGACGAUUUUGACGGCUUCAAGUCGCGCUCCUAAAUAACACGAAUCUCAAACGAACACACAGUUCCAACCAGUGCGAAUAUCGAGAAGGCCACUUUCGUAGCACGGCUUUUGCACGCGGUGAAAGAAAGCGCGCGAGUGAGAGAGAGACUGAACGACGAGAAAAAGACGUGCUGAUUGUGGACACGAGAUUACGACGAGUAGUAGCCCACACGUUUCCAGUGUACGAAUAACACUCACGCUGUGCGUUGCUCGUACACACGCACGGCACAGAGGACCCGGACGAAAAAGGCAGAAGACGAAGAAAACGAUCACCGGCGAGGCGACGAUUUUAUUUUUGUACGGUGCAUCGUUGUUUUUCCUACGAACAUUAUACGCUUCGUGACCGCGUACGAAAGAAGAGUAGAUCGCCCGAUUUUCUUGGUGUAGCAGCCACUAUAGUCCUCGUCCUAAAUAAUACAGUGUGUGUAGUGUGCACGCGCGCGCGCUUAUGUUUCGUUGUUUUUCGAUCGUUUCGAGUUAGGCUCUGUCUACGAAGAACCCGUCUCUGAUCAACAUCAUUCGGCCAUUACUCUACAAUUCUACUCAUAGCAAAGUAUUACGGAUAGAAGGAAACAGGGAAAGAAAGGAAAGACACGGGCUGUGAAGAAAGAACUGAGACUAUAUCAUAAUCGAAAUAGUGAAAAAUCGGUGAAUAAAGAAACUGUGAUUUAUACUAUCUGUGCAAACGGUAUCAACGUACGAUUAACUUCAUCGGUGCGACACAACGCGAUUACUUUAGUCGAGCAAAAUGCCAACAAGUUUGUUCAGCGAAAUGGAUCGUGGGGCGAAUGGCGGUGGCACCGCUUCCCUCGAGGACCAACGAGCCCUGCAAUUGGCAUUAGAGUUAUCUAUGCUCGGUCUCGAAGGUACUCCCGGAUGCCCGGGCACUGGCACAGGAACCGGCACCGGAACGACCAACGAUCCGGAUCCUUUGCAAACGACACCAGCAGGCGUUUUCGAGGAAGCACGUUCUAAGAAGAGCCAGAACAUGACCGAAUGCGUGCCGGUACCUAGCAGCGAGCACGUGGCAGAGAUCGUCGGCCGACAAGGUUGUAAAAUCAAAGCACUGCGGGCGAAGACCAACACUUACAUCAAGACCCCUGUGCGUGGCGAGGAGCCGGUGUUCGUCGUAACCGGACGUAAGGAGGAUGUGGCGCGUGCAAAGCGCGAGAUCCUGUCAGCCGCGGAGCAUUUCUCUCAGAUCCGCGCGUCGCGCAAGAGCUCGUUGGGCGCGUUGUUGGGCGCACCUCCUGGACCACCAGCGUCCGUACCAGGCCACGUGACGAUUCAGGUACGAGUCCCGUACAGAGUAGUGGGCCUGGUGGUAGGACCGAAAGGCGCGACCAUCAAGAGAAUCCAGCAUCAAACGCAUACCUACAUAGUAACGCCCAGUCGUGACAAGGAGCCUGUGUUCGAGGUGACCGGACUACCCGAAAGCGUGGAGGCUGCGAGACGCGAGAUCGAGGCACACAUAGCACUUAGAACCGGCACAGGAACGACCCUCGACGAUUCGGAACUGCUAAGCGUGCUCUGUCGCGGUGGCUUGGGCUCGAUCCUUGGUUGCCUCGAUCCACCAGGCUCGAACGGUUCGAACGGAUCAAGCGGAGCAUUUUCCAGCAGCGGAAGUUGCAGCAGCUCGUCUAGUAGUUCCGGUGCACCUGGGUUAAAUGAUCUGGUGGCGAUUUGGGGAGCCGGUAUGGAAAGGGACGAAGGACUAGGCGAGUCGCCAUCGUUCGAGUCCCAGACAGCGUCCGCCUCUUCGAUUUGGUCGUUCCCGGGCGUUCCGUUGCCCUCGAGGCCAUCACCGCCGGCAUCAGCGAGUCCGACGUCACCUACGGAUUCACUGUUAGGCGGUGGACGACGAGAAUGCGUGGUGUGCGGCGACAAGGAGGUCACCGCUGCUCUCGUACCAUGCGGACACAAUCAUUUUUGCCUGGACUGCGGCAACCGGGUCUGCGAGAGUUCGGAUCCUAGUUGCCCCAUCUGCUCCAGGCCCGUCUUACAAGCGCUACGCAUCUUCUCUUAAGCACCGAUCAAAGCCAGCAGAGAUACUACAGACUCCUGGUACAGCGGCUGUAACACCGAUUCUCACCAUUAACAAACAUCUGCUCUUCAAUUUUUGGCGGCUCAUCCAGGAACGACGGCGCUGGAGAACGCCCACCCCGUAUUUUUCCGUAUAUUAAAAGCCUCGUGUUCCCCCGUUCGUUACGACUACGGCCGUGAGAUUUCGCGUCGACAACGGGGGAGCGGACGCGCACAAUGUCUCAAUUCCACUGCUGCCAAUAAUCUCUUCUACGCGUCGGGAAUGCCCUGAUAUAAAUGCUAACUUGUCGCGUCGUUCCCGCCGACCGAAUACAACGAAGUCAGCUUUUAAGUUCUACAAGAAUAUAUAGAAAGAGAGAGAGGGAGAGAAAGAGAGAUUAAAAAGAAAGAUAACAUACUCGCUCAUUCAUUGUCAUCGUUUUCAUACUUUUACCCUCGGUAUAUAACGUAAAGUGUAGUAGAUAUCCUGGCUCGCAGGUUUAUGCACAAGAUCAACACGUCGAAUGAAUGGCGUCGGAGCUGACGCGUGAUUGAGAGCAAUGAGUGACACACUCGGUUCUCUGUGUUCGUAUCAUGGUGGACGUCACAUGUUUCUGUUACGUGAAAGAAGGACGAUUCGUUUGGCUUUGCCGCUUAUGGGGUUGCCUUCGAACUAUCGGGAAAAAGUUUGACGCGCACGGUUCGAUACCUUCGUAGUAACGAGACUGUUGACCACCGAGAUGUUACUUUGCUCGGAUAAAAUACGAAUUAGUAUUGAAGGUAGUGCGUUUCAUAUCGAUUGCAAUAACAUUCCAUUCGCUGAUUGUAUUCACGUCACGGUAUAUUCUCGUAUUUUUCUACAAAUUCUUUUCGAAUCGAAGGCAGUCUAGAUAAUGGAAUGGAACGAAUUAAUCGAAUCAAUCGAAUCUCCAUCGACAACAUUUUAAUUAGCGUAGACGUUAUUUUUUUAUAUAAUUGACAAUCCACGAACGAGAGUCAGCACUCUUCGGUAAUACGUGCGAGAACGAAACAUUCAUAGUUUUUGAAUAUUUUUGUAUGUUGUCCUUCUUUCACGUAUCGAUGCAUGGAACGAUUGAAACCGUAAUUGCCAUUGCGUUAUUCUCCGCGAAACAUUAUAAAACACUAUAUCAAAGGUGCUUGCAAACACUGAGAAAUAAAGUUUUUACGAAUUCUAUAUUUUUAUUUAGGAAGCGUACCAAUCAUCGUAAACGUCCUAUUUAUCGUUCUGAACGUUUUAUGGAAAUUACGAGUUUCGAUUUCCAUCAGCCAUGAUUUGGCUUUUGAAUAGCCAAAAGCGCAGUUGCGGUGGUGUUCAUUCGCUCUCUCGAUCGCUACGCUCUUCGCGUCUUUUGCGGUCACGUGACUGCUAGUUCAAAGAUGGAGACGUAAGAACAGCUGAUAAUAUAAAAACGAGAUGAUUUUGAAAAAAAAAAGGAAAAAAAAAAGGAAGGUGCGUAAGAAGAUCCUUUAUUAUUAUUCUCCCUUAUAACUAAACGAACAGGCAAUGUGAAUCUCAAAGAACAUGUUAAAAAUGCUUUUGUAUGUUUUGUAAAAGUUUCCAUGACGAAUCGAGUAUAAUUUUGUCACGUGGUUGCAAGGUGUGUUUGAUGGUAAUCAAUCAAACGAUUUAAAUCGAGGACAGUGUCAAAAUGGAAAGGGAUAUAGAGGAUGGUCGUGCAUCUUUCGAUAGUUCAGCUUUCGAAGUUUCUCAGCUAAUAAUUUAUGGGAUUAAUCGAGCAAUCGUAACGAAUAAAAUAUCCUUGAAAUAUUUAUUAUCUCGUCACUCUUCCUAUCUCAUGACAAGUGAAAACUUUUCACGAAAGCGACUCUAUCGGUAGAUGUAUCGACAUACGAGGACUUUCGAGACCUGCGAGCUCGUCGUACAUAAUCGCAGCGAACGAUCACCGAAAAAAAAAUUGCCCAUAUUUGACGUAACUUAUAACCUAGUACACGCUCACUCAUACCUAUACAUACACAUUACACGUACACAUAUUACAGACAUACAGCCGAUCUCAUCAUUAUAUAUAACAAGCACUCGUCGCACUAAAGAAAGAUUUAAAAAAAAAAAGAAUAUACAGGGUGAGUGGUCACGUGUCCCUCGAUUUGCCGCAAAAUUACUUAGAUGAUAGUAUUAUUAAAAACGGCGUGCCCGUCUCACCCAGGUUCCCUCGCUACUAGAGUAUUAUAUCUUACAUUUAUAUAAGCGACAUAGCAAUUGAAAUAAUAAUAAUAAUAAUAUAUUAUAAAUAUAAAAAAACAUAAAUAAAUAUAUUAUAUAUAAUAUAUAUAUACAUAUAUAUAUAUGAUGUCAGGAAAGAAAAGGCUGACAAGUAAGAAGGAUGAUAUUUUAUCGAGGAGAUUUAGAUUUUGUAUUUUUCGCGCGUUUCGUCGACGGGACCUACGGGUGGUCGGGGACAGCUACACACGCCAGGCGACAAAAUAAAUGAAAAUUAUUAUUAAGAGUUCUAUAAGAAAAAGAAAAUAAAAAAGAGCGAAGGCAAAAAAAAGAAACAGACCUAAAGAAAAAAAAAUCGAAAAAUAGAGAAAAAGGAAAAAGGAGACAGCGCUUAAGGGGAAACAAAAUGUUUUAAGAUUAUACGGUGCAUCGCGGGAACGCGUGAACCAACUUCUCCCUGAUUGCUGAAAGGUACGAGAACAAGGGAAAGAAAAGAAAGAAAGAAAGGAGAAAAAAAGAAAUAAUGCCGUCGAUCGAUUCCUAGGAGCGUAUUCUUCGAGCCCUACGGAAUAAUCCGAGUAAUAACUUGUAUCUUGUAAUAACUUGAUGUAGUUUUUGUUGUGGGGAUCGACGACCAGUGUAUAUUUAGCUUUUCUUUCGACAAGUCGUGAUUAUAUCAUUACAUAUUGUAUUAUUCUAUCGUAUGGAUAUAUAUCGGAUGCUAUUAGUAUGUGUCAUUCUACUAGAGGAAGGACGAACUUGCAUUUUUAGUUCUUCUAUUUCACGGUAUCUCUUUUCCUCGUUCUUCCUCGCGGACAUCCUUACAAACGAUUGUCGCAAUUUCCUGGAUGUGCCACCAGCGUGCACGUUUGGGACAAGGAAAUUGCGAUACUCGUCGUUCAACACGAACGAGAGGGUGGCCGGUACGUGUCUUUACGUCCCGCUGUGUUAUAAUUCACUUUCUUCCUUUUUUUUUCUUCUUCUUUCAACGAGGAACAGUGUUACUCGUUGUUUGUUCGUGUAAUCGUAUUUCAAAAGGGAAAGAAAGCUGGACGAAUGGUCUUUAUCGGCUGAAGAACGCGAUGAACGCGUUGGCCUGCUUCUUUUUUCUUUUUUCCUGAUAUUAAAAGUAGAAAAAAACCGAGGGACGAAACUACUUCCCCUUUUUUGACUCCUAUUUUAUAUUUAUGCUGACUUCGAUGUCGAAUACUAUCGCCCGUUCUAUUUUCCUCUAGUUCUUUCACAUUCACGUGAUUCUUCCUCGUUGUCUGUUACUGCAACUGCUGCGCGAAGCUGUUCUUCUCCUUUUCCUUUUCUGUUUUCCUUCUAUCUUCAAAUCGUCGGAAACUUCUUGUCAAUCGUUGCCAUUUUUAAACAAAGAUAUGCUCAAAGCGCAGCUCCGAACAAGUCGAGGUAUAUUAUUAAUACAUAUUACAUAUAAAAUAUAUAUAUUAUAUAUAAUGUACGUCAUCCAAUGUUGUCGGAUGUUCGAAUAGAAAGAGGAUAUUUUUUCGGUCGUUCGAGCUGCAGCUCUGUAUAGCCGGUGCCUCGGUAGUUUCUCACCUAGACUCGCUCCCUUCGUUUUUUAUUUUAUAAUAUUGAUUAUUAUUAUUUUUAUUUUGUAAUGUCCUUUUUUAAUCGUUCAGCAGAUAUCUUUGUUCAUUAUGCGUUUCGUUUUGAACGACCCCGUCCUAGCAAACCCUGAUGUCCAAAAACCAUCCCCUUUACCCGUGUUCUUUUCGUACAAAAGGAAAUAAUAAAGAAGAGAAAACUCUUCCUUCUUGUCAAAAAAACGCGUUCUCUUCGCGAGCUACCGGUUAAUCGAAAUAGACACAAGCAUUAGGUACACACUUUCACACGGGCAUACAUACACUCCCUACGAACAAGUUCACACUCAGCUUUCAUACAGAAUCGCGCUACAUUUUAGCGCCAAUGUAUAUUAGAUAUGUAUGUACAAUAUUAUUAUUUGUUGCUCCGCAGGACAUCACUCAUCCUGUCACAUAUGAAUGACGAGUUCACGCGUAGACGCAUGAAAUCCUUCUAAAUGUACGUUUACACACAUCCAUACACUUGUACACAUGUACAUACACGUUCAAAGAACAUACACACACGCGGACGUAAUCUGACGUGCACUAACAUAACACAUAUAAACACACAUAUAACACACAUAGAUCAAACACACGCGAAAAUAAAGUCUUAUAUAUAUACAUAUGUAUAUUAUAAUCAACACUCGAGAGAGAGAGAGGGAGAGAGAGAGAGAGGUUUAUUAUAUUUAAGUUCGAGGCAAAUAAAUUCUAUAUUUUUUCUAUGUUAAGUAUAAAUUAGAGAGAUUGUGAGAAUGAAUGAAAAGGGGUGAAUGGUAACAGCAAGAGAAAACGAAAAGAAGUGUAAAAGAUACGGUGAUGACAUAAACAUAUAUUAUAUUAUUAUAUUAUAUAUAUUAUUAUUAUUAUUAUUAUAUUAUAUUAUAUUAUAUUAUUAUAUUAUAUUCUAUAUAUAUACAUAUAAACUAUAUUUAUAGGUAUUCUCUUUAGCAUCUACGUUCCGAUAUACGGGGACGCCGCCGCGCAGAGUAUAAUAUAAAGGAACAAAAAAACAAAAAAGAUGACGAAAAAGGAGAAAGACGGUCGGCGUGCUUGUACAUGCAUAUGUAGAUCAUGCCAGAUAAACUGUCAUUAACUUCGCUGCAUAAAGUCUGAUCUGAUUCUCGCAAUUCGAGAUCAGAGAAAGGGGUGAGAAUGGGUGAAGGGGAAGGGAAAGUACGAGAGGAAAAGUGAAAAAGGGAAAGAAAAUGAAGGCGAAAAAGAUACAGGCGCGAGUUUUCGCUCUUCUUGCGUUUUUUCUUGUUUCUUCUUCUUUGACGGAAUUUUCGAAUAUCGCGCCGCAGUUCUUGUCGCGCGCUAGAGAAAAGACGGGGACUAUCGACGAUCGCGGAACGGACGGACGAGAAUACGUUGCUGGACUCUGUGUGGUUGUGUUGGUAUUUGCUCGGCAAAACUGCUGGUACUUGCUCGAACGUGGAGAAAGAACGGGUGAAACCGAAAACGUCUCGCGAGAUAAAUCGAGAGAUGUCAAGGGUGGUGGAAAGGAAUAACAGUGGGUGGUUGCCAAAAUUCGAAGCGCGUCUCGUUGUACUCGCGAAACAACCUCGACAUGCGUCAGAACGAAAUGUCUGCAUGAAAAGUGUAGUAGAAUUAAAGCAAUUUGUCAACGAUAAUAUUCAUAGCCGUGGCUCUCUUCGAGGCGCGUGUUCGACGGCGUCGAUGUGCAGCGAAACUCGGUUCACUCAGGGCCGUCUUCCCAAUGUACCACGAAUGAUCCACUGGGAAAGUUGCGGUUUCAUACGUAUAACUGACAGAGGUAGCCUUGCUGACCGCACGUAGAUCGCGCCCGCGCUUGCCGUUACGCAGUCUUCCCUUCUCCCGACGCGCGAUUCCGGAAGACGAUACAGCUCUGUGUGUUUAGUGUGCCGGGUUCCGCGGCAAGACUAUAUCACGAACAAACGAGUAACAAUUUGUCGAGAACCUCCGCUAGACUUUAGGACGACUACUGCUAGAUAACACUUAACCGAUUCACCGACGCGUCAGGCAGCCUUCACUUUGGCCGAGGUUCCGACAUAUCGCGGCAGAGUCGGCGUCAUCGUUCCUCACGAUCGUCAUCUUCGUCAGAUAGGUCACUGCACGUGUGACGUGCGCUGCUUUGCAACGUUCACGGCGCACGCGUACACGUUGUUUCGUGUUCUCGCUCCAAUUUCGCAUUUAUUACCCACCGAUAACGCCGUCGCGACCAUCGCUGUCUCCACUUUCGUUCGUUUCAGCGGACGAACAAGCACAUCAUUCGUGGCAAUGCGUUUGCCAUCAUCUCCAGCCACUUUCGCUAACGUUCGUCGAGUCGAUCCAAAGUUAGAGCAGAAGGGAUCGCGACGAGUCGAUUCGUUCUUCCGUUGCGUCGAGCCGCGUGCUAAGGGUGACGAUUGCCGUUUUUGUUCUCAAGGAGACAGCUUUUCGCUAAUCGAGGUUGUACGUUAAUCUUCCUCCUUGACCGUGUACCAUCGAUUAUAGAGUAUCGAUCAGACGCUAGACCAGAAGGGUAGCGAGAUUUGCAGUGCCAUACGUGAAUCAAAAGUUGUUCGCUAUGUUCUUCUACCAAUAAAUGUCGAUUUCGACUAGCUGCUAUGUUGUUCUACGAUGGGAAGAUUAGUUUAGCGAUGGUGUUCAUUCUUAUCCGGGCAUUUUUUUCCACGCGACUCACCCACCGCACGCGCCAAUCAAUCGUUUCUUCGAUGAGUCGUUCAGCAGGAGGAGAGACCGCCCGAUCUUCUUAUUAAUCGGUUGAAGUGGGAUAGUUUGGAAGCAGAAUGAUGAAAAUGAUCGCGUAGCAUUUUUCCGGGGUGUUCUUUCUCCGCGAGACGCGAAACACGGACAUUGUCUGGCCCCGCAGUUCCUUUUUCACUUAACGUCGAAUCGUUUUCAGUGAUAUUAGUCAAUGAUGUGUCAGACGUACAAAGUAUUGUACACUUGCGGUGUGAUUAUGUUCCCCUGUUUAUUUUCCUAAUUCGACCUUAAUUCUAUUUUACGCGUUUUUAAGUUGUUUAUGCGGUUUUGAAAGAAUUAUUAUGAGUAAAUUACGUAAAUGCCAUUAGAAGAGUGAUAUAUAUAUAUAUAUAUAUACAGUAUAUAUAUUUUUUUAUAAAUAUCGCGUGUGACGUGUUAUUUUAUUGUUAUUUAUUCUGUUUGUCGUUGUCUUAUGUGGAGCUAAUGAAAUAUUAUUUUUUUAUCGAGUUAACAAACAGAAAAAGCGACAAAAUUUACUAAAAUCGAAAUGGAACAUUAUUAGUCGUUUUGUUAACCGUAUUCUUAAAAAGUUCGUUUACUUCAUACGAUUUUUCUUUACUUUACUCCUUUUUUCUCUUCUCGCGUGUUCGUUUCCGCGUUUCUCGCGAGUAAAAACGUCUAAUCGCGACGUUGCGUAAUCUCUCGCGGACCAAUCGUCGUAUGAUCUCUGUUGCUGUUUUUCAACUUCGCUACCGACAGUUUACGACCGUCCCGGGGCGCCGCCGCUUUCCUUCUAUGGAAGUGGUUUUAUCAGAUCGAUAAAACGCGACCAGUCUGACACAUUUCAUCGGCACCAAAUCGUGAUGGAUCACGGACAGAGACACAUUCAGGAAUAUCAAACUUGUCGGUGGAUCGUUGCUCGCGGUGUGUAUCUCUCGUUCAAAGACGGAUCACGCGACCAUUUCACGAUUUACAACCUUCUUGCUUCCCGUGGAAAUCGAUAAAGCAGGAAAUCGUGGCGUUGUCCCUUCGAACGCAACGCUGGUAAACCCUCGUGGCGACUUCGCCGCGAUCUGAGUGACAGGGCAUGCUGUGUAUUCUUUGUAGCGCGUUCUUUGUAGGAGGCAUUUACCGCGUUUUAACGUAACGAGUAAUAAAACGUCGUCUAAGGUUAACUAAUAUCGUAAUAAUCGUAUUAAAGCGUAACGUAUAAUGAUUAUUGAUAUAGCCAUUGGCUGUGACCGAUAACUGCCAUUUUCGUAAAAAAAAAAGAAAAAAAAAGAAACAAAGACGAGAGAAAUAAGACGGGAAGUUGUUUUAAACGGGUCUGCGAACACAGACGUCGGCGAUCUCACCGUCGCCGUGUCGUGAGAAUACCAGUACUGUGCGCGGACACGUGCUCACACCGUACACACGCACGCACACACACACACGCACGAACACAUCUACACGUACGAACACACACGAACACGUUAAUGAAACGGAUACACGCGAUUGGGUCGCCAUGUCGAGAUAAACGCGAGAAUUUCGGUUUCGAGGAACGAGACGACGAGGAAACCGGGGGGGAUUUGGUGAAACGAUAACGGGGGACGAUAUGACGAUGGCGAAAAUGAGAUACGAGAACUACUAGGAAGGAUCCGGAAUCGUCGGUUUUUCCCGGAGUUGUAGCGAUCAAAGGAGAAUUUCGGUGCGAGAUAGGAAAACAGCUCUGGCAAGAUAGAGACGCUUUCAGAAAGAUGGUUGUUCAACGGAAUAAGGUUCGAAUUGACGCGGAGAAAGGGUGAAACGACGCGAGUAUCGAGCAAUUGCGAGAGAGAGAGAGAGAGAGAGAGAGAGAGAGAGAGAGAACACGUACACCCACACGACGAUACAUAUCUCAAAGAAUAA
Molecule: messenger RNA, 10859 nt
Organism: Bombus impatiens (common eastern bumble bee)
Lineage: Eukaryota; Metazoa; Arthropoda; Insecta; Hymenoptera; Apidae
Product: RNA-binding protein MEX3B
Exons: 2
Coding region: 1228-2505 (425 amino acids)
Molecular function (GO): RNA binding
Source: RefSeq, a predicted model, not a curated record